AUCCUCCACGGACAGGCAGAUGGAGCAAGCUUCGCUGUUGCGUUAUAGCGUGCGUUCAGACAGUCCGAUGUGAUUCGGUGCAGCGGGCGAAGCGGGUGCAGCAUGGUGAACGGUGAACGGCGAGCGUGAACGAGCGACAGUAGUAGUAGAACGUACGAGCGCAAGCGGGACGGUGCGGGUGCGGGUGCGGUCGUAUUGGCCGUAUUGCGCUUGGUGUUGGCCCGACGACUAUGCGCUUCUAGCAGUGUUUGCUCCUGCAAGCUCGCGAGAACGUAAUUCGGACGGCGCCAGCUGGUCGUAAAAGCUUCUUCCUAGUGAUCAGUGUUGCUUCCUGUGCCGCUCUCGCACGUCGACCUGGCAAAAUGUAAUUUUCACGAGCCGGACGCGGACGUUUGCCGGACGAUUUCCCUGGAGCCAACGGGAACCAUCGCAACGCCACGGUCGCCACUCAUCCGUAAGCCUCACACGUAUCACACUUCCGUUGACCGGUCGUAAAGCCUUCAGUGAUACAACGCUGACCGCAAGAGCGACGAAGACAAGAAAUCGAAAAGAUAAGUAGCCGAAAAGUGCAAGUGAAGAAAAAAACGGCAAUGACAGGUCACGCGGUGGAAGAUCACAGGAUAUCGUCACGGUUGUGGAGAACGAGAUUCUUGGGCCAACCGGCCUGAGAUAUGCCAGCUAUAGCGGUAACACCUCUGUCCUCAACGACACCCUCGUCGCUCUCGACCGGAACAGCGGAGCAGUGUCGACCGGCUGCUUUGUCGACGUCCUCGUCGUCCUGGGGUUGCCGGGUCUACGCGACGCGACGCGAUCUCUUCGUAUCAGCGACCGUCGAUCCGCGUCCAAGCAGAGCAGUGCACUGUCCGGAUUUGAACGCCUGCCUGGUGAACGAGUCGCGUCCGGGACGCGAACAAGUGGACUGUCAGACGAUCCACUUCGGCUACGCGAUACCGAUUAACGUCGUGCCCGUCCGCGAGAGCCCCGAGCUCGUGGAACUGGUGUUGGACCAGUCCGACGAUUUGAGCAGCCGGGCGGCGAGUUUCCUGCUGAACCAUCAUCCGCAGCUGCGCCCGUGCCGACGACAGUGCUUCUAUGAGAUGGCCGCUACAGCCAAGCACGAUCUACGUCGCAAGUUUCCCGCGGACACGUCCAGCUCCGGCGAGGAGGACAUCGCCGCGAUCGCCAAGCAGAUCAGCGAUCACGCGGAGGCGAUUUAUCAGACAUGGAAGAGUCGUGGUUUAGCGCCGACGGAGAUCCUGACCUGCCACAGCAACGCGACCGCCGUCGACAAGUUCGGCAGCGCAUUGACGCCCUCCAACUCCCCCGCUGCUGGAAACACCGCCGCCGGCAACAAUAUCGGCACUAAGACAGCGUCGCGGUCACCGUCACCCUCCCCGUCGCCGUCGCUCGGUCGCUCUUCCCCGACCGCGGUGGAUAUAUUAGUUCAAACGCCCAACUUGGACAAUGGUAACCUUGAGAAGCUAGUCAACAAUUUUGUGGUGGAAGAUAAAGCGAGGAUAGCCGCCUCGAAGCAGAGGUCAUCACCGAAGCCAUUACCAUCUUCCAUACAGUUCGCCCUGCAGAAGUUCGAGAGGAACUCCGUGCAGCAGCAGCAGCAGCAACAGCAGCAGCAGCAGCAGCAGCAGCAGCAGCAACAACAACAACCGUCGCCACCCGCGAAGAAUAACGUGACUGACGGCUCGAAGAAGCUGACUGGCAUCCUGUUGUCUCCUACCUCGCCAUUUUCGAACAAACCGUCGCAGAUAGUAAAGCCCCAGGUACCCGCCAAGACACCCAGCUCUCACCACUGCGAAGUUCUCUUGGAGACGAUCGAAACCACCUUCCCGGUCGACCUGACACCCACCAAAAGAUUGACGCAGCAGAAGAGGCCGACGAGCACGUUAAUCGCAUCGUCGCCCAGCAGUUCCUCGUUAGACAUCGACCAGUCGCACUCGACGGGCUCGGGAUUGACGACGUGGCCGUUGAAAAACAAACUGAACGAUGCCAAAAGAAUCACGGACGCGUCUCGCACGAAGCCAAUUGCUAAGACGCCUCAGCCGGAAGAUAUCGCAAGAACAUUAUCCGCGAAGGACGAGAAGAGAUCGCUCGUGAUGGAGAAAAACUCGCGAUGCGCCUACCUCGACGAGGUCGCGCGGGAGGAGGAAAGACUGAUAAAUGCUUUAAAGACAGGCGCGGUUAUCAGUGAGGAACCUGACAGGACCACAGCGUGUGCGCGCAGUAGACAAAAGCCGGCCAUCAAACGGGAGAAGCCGAAGGUUGAGCCGGUGAAACAAAUCAUUAUCGGCCACAAUCAUCACGGAGCUGCUGGUUUGACGGUAGCGAACUCGGUGAUAAGCACAGCGAGCGUUAGCAGUAUUACCACCGCCACUGCCGCCGCUGCCGCUGCCGCUGCCGUCGUACCUGUUGGCCAUAUUCCGCUAGUCAAUGAGUCCAAGACACUCAGCAAGGAUGACCUGUCCACUAUGUCGGCGGUGGACUACGCUAAGGUCAGGUACCAGGCUGCUCAGCAGAAUCCGCCGACCCAGCAGCGACUCGAGGAACAGAGGGCUUCCGGACAUCCGUACAAUUCUACGGAGCAAUUGGUCUCCAGCGCGAGAUCCAAGUUCGAGAUGGAGAUACGUAAGGACAAGGACGUGAAAGAGUGGACGCCAGUGAACGUAGACGGUGAUAACAGAUGGAGGCCGAGAAUCACUUCCCCGCGGCCGCGGCUGGAGCAGGCCGUGCCUCAUCCGGAACUGACCAGCCAACAGAAGCAGCACAUCAGAGCGGUCGCGGCCACGGGGACGGGCAACAAUCCCGUCAGACCGUUCCUCACCAGAGGCUCCGUGGCGGAGCGCGUGCUCAUCUUCGAGAAAUGUCCGAGCGAGCUGCUGUUGGAUAAGCGUGGGCCCCGUCAGCCGGCCAUCAAUACGUGGAGAAGCGGUCACGAGGUGCAGAGCAAGGCUCAGACUUACACAAGAGAAAAGACUCAGCAGAAGAGCUUGCCGCCGCAUACAACGCUACAGAGGCAGGUGAAAGCCAAUAGGAAUGUUUACAUACCGAGAUUUUAUUUCCCCGGAGGGAAACCAACCCCUCUCUCACAAUUGGAAACCACCAUCUCGAAGAUCACCGCCGCUUUCCAAAGCUUGCCAAAUUGUCGUGCUUUUCGCGCGCAAUUUCAUACCAUCACGAAGGCAUGUGACUUGCCAUUAUAUUGGAAAAUACCGCUCUUUUUGGCAGCAGACGGUGAUCCGAAAGGAUACGUCGAGAUGAAUGCAUUCUUGGAAUUUUGGAAAGAACUAACAAGUAUUCACCACGACGCAGCUAGUAAAUUUAUCAAAAUAGUCACUCGGGGAAAACAAAACUACAUACUCCCGGAGGAUUUAAUCCCACUUGUGCAGGAUGUGGUGGAAACGCAUCCGGGAUUGACAUUCUUGAAAGAAGCCACGGAAUUCCAUUCCCGCUAUGUGCACACGGUGAUCGCUAGGAUAUUUUACUGCGUGAAUCGAAGUUGGAGCAGCAAAAUUUCGAUCGCGGAGUUAAGAAGAAGCAAUCUUUUAUCCGUAAUCGCUGUGCUUGAACACGAGGAAGAUAUCAAUCAAGUUACAGCCUACUUCAGCUACGAGCACUUCUAUGUGAUAUAUUGCAAAUUCUGGGAGCUAGAUCGUGACCAUGAUCUUUUUAUAGAUAAAAUGGAUCUAACGAGGCACAAUGAUCAUGCGUUGUCGACACGAAUGAUUGAGAGAAUAUUUAGCGGUGCAGUGACAAGACCCGGAGGAGUCAAAAGCAGUAACGGCGUGCAACAGCCGGAAGAUAAAAUGAGCUAUACAGAAUUUGUUUGGUUUCUUCUUAGCGAGGAAGAUAAAAAUCACCCGACUGCCAUUGAAUACUGGUUUAGAUGCAUGGAUCUCGAUGGCGAUGGUUAUUUGUCGAUGUACGAAUUGGAGUACUUUUAUGAAGAGCAGCUACAUCGAAUGGAAGCUAUCGGUCUGGAAACAUUGCCUUUUGAGGAUUGUCUUUGUCAAAUGUUGGAUAUGAUUCAUCCGGCAACACCAGGCAAGAUAUCGUUGAGCGAUUUGAAAAAGUGUAAGAUGACGUCUAUUUUCUUCGAUACUUUCUUCAACCUAGAGAAGUACCUAGAUCACGAGCAAAGGGAUCCGUUUGCUUCGACGAGGGAUCACGAUGCAGACGGUCACGAGCUCUCGGACUGGGAUCGUUUUGCAGCAGAAGAGUACGAGUUGUUGGUUGCUGAAGAGAGCGGCAAUGAACAACAUGAACAAACGUCAUACAAUAUUGCGUCAGGGGACGCAUUAUCGCCAAAUCUGGACAUUCUAAUGGACGAUUCAAUGGAUAUGGUUAAGGGCGCAAAUUUGUUAACAAAUUCAUUGGAUAUCCAUACGCAACAGCGGUCAAAGCAGGACGAUAGCGGCGACAGCGACGAUUAUGCCGACAGCGACAAUUAAUUUUUUUAAGGCAGUACAUUUUUCGAUAACUUAGUUGAUAGAAGAGUUACGAAAACAACAGAGCCGGUGUUACAAAUUGGCCGAGCCGGAAUCCGUCAGCUGAUGUAGUCCGCUGGCACACGCUAUCAUUAUGUAAAGUCCACCAAUUGCGACAUAGCCGGAUAUCUUUCUUCGCAUUAUUGAUACUGCAAACUACACUCUCGAUAACUUUUCAAACUCAAGCGUCCAUGCAACCGUUAAUCGUGUCCCCUUCUAUUCAAACGCGAUAUUUCGUUCAUUAAUAUAUGCACUGGUCUAGUACAUUGCAAAGUACAUGAUUGCACACAGUACAAAUAGAAUAUGUAGAUAUUUCAAGAUACUGCAAUGUUACAGUAUAUAUAUAAACAUAUAUACACGUAUACAUACAUACAUAUAUAUUCGUAACGAUGUAAAGUCCAUUAGAGGAAUCUGACCACUGCUGCCCAACCAUGUGAUACAUAGAGUGCUGUUCAAUACGCACAGCAUACGUCGUGUAUGCUAAAUUGUACAUAAAGCAUUAUAUCGACCAUCGACUCUUAUUUCUGGUCAUCGCAAGAGUCGAAAAUACGAAUCUCAAACCACGUUGAAAUCUAUAUGUACUCUCAUGAAUUCGUAAUCGUCAAUUUGAAGAAUCUGUAUAGCUAAUGACACUUUUGUACAAGAGUCAAUUGCAAUAUAAGUUGUUUUUUCAAUAGUGUACUCGUAUACAUACGAACGUGCACCUUGUAAAUACACACUGUGUAUUUAAAAAAAAAAAAAAAGAAAUCGAUAGGAAUCGGAGUAGUAAAUUAUUUUGUAUAAUACUGUCUCUUCUGUAGAGAUGUGUGAGGAUCCACAACGGAUGGUAUCCCUUGUAGAACGAAUUCGUUGUUAUUUGUACUUGUAUGUUGUGCACGAAACGCGUUUUUAAGUAGUCGAAAACAAGAAAGAUACGCAGUAUAAUCUCCUCGGGCGUCGAAAAAGAGGCAGAGCAGAUUAUUUUCCUACAAGUUUCCACUUUCUCUCCACGUUACGUGCUAUUAUCAUAUCAGAUCUAUUAGUAACUAUGAUAGAACACGUUUAUAAAGAUCCAAUAUGUAUACCAGAUCUGAUACACACACAACACACAGACAGACACACAUACAUGUAAAGGUGCUUACUAAGCUAUUAUAUAACAAAUUCUGUAUAUUUAAUGGUAGAACGAUGAUUGAAAUGUUAUCGAUGCUUUCGUUUCCUAGUCACACGUUUAUGUAAUUACGUUUGAAGGCGAUACAUUUACUUUAUGUAACGAGUAAAAUGAGUCUCGAUUUUUAUAUACAUUUUUUUUAUGUGAAAUGUCACAAGUGCAUAUAUCUGAUUUAAGUUUUGCUAGAAAGUAUAUGUUACUUUUCUUCCUCCAGUGAUUUAACUGUGAGUCAGCUGGAAUACCUGUAUAAAAUGGAAUAAGUUACAUAGUAGCGCGUGUCUCUUCUCUGGCGCGUGUAUAUCAAUUUUAAUUUAAUAUAUGUACAAAUAUAUUAAAAUAAUAUUAGCAUGUUAUGUUCGUAUAUGUAUAUGCGAUAUAUUAUAUAUUCGACGCUCUUCGACUCUCCUUCGGUCUUCUGCGUUUAAAGCGCUCGUGUAAGAGCACCAAUGACUAGCAUGUCCCAUAAUAUUAAUAACAAGAUUAAUCGGCCUGCAAACGAUUUCCGAUGUUCCGAUGCUUUGAAUUCGUAAGCAUGAAAUAUAACGGAAAUCGUUGGUAGAACCUUAUUGUUAGAAAAUGCGAUUGACUAUAUAUUUAUAAUUAAGUAAUAUUCUUCAUCGGUUUAUCGUAACGCUUAAAGCUUCUUUAUUACUACAGAGUGAUUAUAUUAUGUUAUAUAUCGUAUCGCGUCUUAACAAUAUUACAUAUCUUUAUGAAAAAUAUCAUGUAUACACAAGCCAAAGAAACGACGUUCUCUCUUAAGCGCGAAAGACUAAAUGAACAUUGUUGCAGUACAUUGUUCAUUUGUUCACAUUGAACAUUUCGAACGAUUUAAAUUAGUUCGAAAAUUCUAAAACGAGAAAUGAAAACGUACGAAAUAUAUACGCCUUAUUUUUCGCCAUA
Molecule: messenger RNA, 6549 nt
Organism: Harpegnathos saltator (Jerdon's jumping ant)
Lineage: Eukaryota; Metazoa; Arthropoda; Insecta; Hymenoptera; Formicidae
Exons: 12
Coding region: 672-4463 (1263 amino acids)
Biological process (GO): protein dephosphorylation
Cellular component (GO): protein phosphatase type 2A complex
Molecular function (GO): calcium ion binding; protein phosphatase regulator activity
Source: RefSeq, a predicted model, not a curated record